AUGCGGGAGGGUAGUUUUCCGCGGAGGGCGCUGCUUUUCGGCCUUCUCCUGGGCCUGCUCUCGACCGUCGCUGCCUUCAACAUCGACACGAAAAAUGCGGUUCUGCAUCACAUGGCCGGCAAUUAUUUCGGAUAUUCGCUUGACUUCUACAAUGAGCAGAAGGGAAUGCCAAUGUGAGAAUCGGGCUGAGAACUGAACAAGAGUGUCUCUUUUCAGACUUGUCGUCGGUGCUCCAGAAGCCGAAACCACCAAUCCGAAUCUCGCCGGGAUCAGAAGACCUGGAGCCGUUUACGCGUGCUCCGUUAACAGACCGACGUGUCGUGAAGUGCACGUGGACAAACAGAAAGGAAAUCUGAAAAAACUGAACGGAUCCCACCUCGUUCCCAUCGAGGACAAGGCCUAUCAGUUCUUCGGAGCUACCGUCCGCGCCAAUGACAAACACGACAAACUCAUUGUAAAAAAAGUCCCGUACCAUUCCUUUUAUUGAAGUUAACAAUCUUUCAGAUGUGCGCCCCGAAGUACAAGUACUUCUACUCGAAGUUCGAGGUGAUUGAACCAGUAGGAACAUGCUUCUACGCGGAGAACGGCUUCGAGAAUACCGAAGAGUUCUCCUCUUGCAAACAAGAACGUAUGCUUUCCUUCUUUUUCUCUACUUGAACUGAAGCAUUUUCAGCCGCUCGUCAUGGUCGUCAUCGGCUCGGAUACGGUCAAUGUGGAUUCUCGGGAGCCAUUCCGGGAAAGAAGAAGCAAGAUCGCAUCUUUCUGGGAGCUCCUGGUGUCUGGUAUUGGCAGGGAGCCGUAUUCUCGCAGAACAUCAAGAACCAGACGGACCGUCCGAAUACGGAGUACGGUAGCAAGGAAUACGAUCACGAUAUGAUGGGGUACGCGACUGCCACCGGAGACUUUGACGGCGAUGGAAUCGAUGACAUUGUUGCGGGAGUGCCACGUGGAAACAACUUGCACGGAAAGCUGGUAUUGUACACUUCGAAGCUCAAACUGAUGGUGAAUCUGACCGACGAGGUAUCGAACCAACAUGGACAAUACUGCGGAGGAGCCGUCGCUGUGGCUGAUGUCAACAAAGACGGGUGUGUGAGAAUAGGAAACGAUAAAAGAGUCUUCGUAGGAUCAUUCUGAGACUUCCGUUCUUUCAGACGCGAUGAUAUUCUGAUGGGCUGUCCGUUCUACACUGAUUACGCCACCGUAAAAGACGCGAAAACACAGGAGCGCAAGCCGCAGUACGACGUCGGAAAGGUGAUUGUGUUCCUCCAGACGGCUCCGGGAGUGUUCGGAAAGCAACUCGCCGUAGUCGGAGAUGAUCAGUGGGGAAGAUUUGGACACGCUCUGGCUGCUGCCGGAGAUUUGAAUUUGGAUGGGUACAAUGGUAAGUGAACCGAGUAAGAUUAAUGGGUCAGUCAAUUGAAUUUCUCUGUGCAGAUGUCAUUGUGGGUGCUCCAUACGCCGGAAAAAAUAAGCAGGGAGCAGUUUAUGUAAUUCAUGGAUCGAAAGAAGGGGUCAGGGAGAAGCCGACUCAGAAGAUCGAGGCCUCUCAGAUCGGACACGGAACUGCAAAGGCAUUCGGAUUCUCUGUGGCCGGAGGAGUCGAUGUGGACGGAAACGGAAUGCCGGACAUUGCGGUCGGAGCCUGGAAGUCUGGAAAUGCGGCUGUUCUGCUCACGAAGCCAGUUGUGACUGUGACGGGACAGACGGAGCCAGAGAGUGCACUGAUCAAUGUGGAGGAGAAGAACUGCGACGUGGACCAGAAACUGGGAAAGCAGGCAUGCAGACACAUCAACACGUGUUUUAAGUACGAAGGAAAGGGAGACACGCCGAACGACCUGGAAUUCGAUCUUCGAUUCAAUCUAGACGAUCACUCUCCGGAGCCGAGAGCGUAUUUCCUGCAGAAAGAUGUUAAGUCUGAUCGCAGCAUCAAAGUGGCGUCUGGAUCGAAGACGAAGGAUCAUCCGUCCUCGAUUGAACAGAGAGUUCGGCUAGAGAAGGGAAGGCAGAAGUGCUUCAGACACCGAUUCUUCGCUUCUUCCACAAUGAGGUUAGUCUGCUCUGAUUGUUCUUUUUCUUAUUCUAUCCGUUAUCAGAGACAAACUCUCUCCGAUCCACUGGUCCGUCAACUACACGUACGUUGAGUCGAAAACUGGAAAACUUCGAGGAGACAAGCUGGAACCAGCAAUCGACACGACUGUCCCACUGUCCUUCCAAAACAAGAUCAACAUAGCGAACAACUGCGGAAAGGACGACCUCUGUGUGCCAGAUCUCAAAGUCACUGCCGUCGCGUCAGUUUCUUCCCCUCCCUUUGCUCCUUUCAUAUUCCGUUUUCAGUGAUCGUGAGAAGUUCCUUCUCGGCACCCAAGACAAUACAAUGCUCAUCAAUGUGACCGUUCAGAACGGAGGAGAAGAUUCCUACGAGACGAAGCUGUACUUCGACGUUCCGCAAGGAUUCGAGUACGGAGGUAUCGAGAGUGUCGGAGGAGACUCUAAAUCCGCUCCGGCCUGCUCUCCCACUUCCGACGAGCCAGAUUCCGAUGGGAAAUGGACGUUCGCCUGCGACCUCGGCAACCCGCUUCCGGCCAAUAAAGUGGUGAGCAGCGUCGUACGAGUGACCGCUUCUUCUGAGAAACCGCCGCUCGCUCCGAUCAGCAUCAAUGCGCACGUGAACAGCAGCAAUGACGAGGAGGCGAACACGGUAGCUGACAACCAAGUGACGUUCACGAUCCCCGUGGAUUUCAAGAACCAAUUGAGUCUGAACGGCCGUUCCAACCCGGAACAAGUCGACUUCUCCGCUGUCAACAAGUCUCGUCCGGAUGUAUUCGAUGACAACGAGAUCGGACCAGUGGUCUCCCACUUGUACCAGAUCAGCAAUAGAGGUCCUUCUGAGAUCGACGCCGCCACUCUUGACAUCUUCUGGCCAUCGUUCUCCACCGACGGGGGACACCUUCUCUACAUCAUCACUGAGCCAGUCGUCAAUCCGCCGAACAAGGGAAGAUGUCGAGUGAAGCAGUUGCAGAAUGUGAAUCCACUCAAUCUCCGGAUCACGAACGAGCACGUGCCGACAGAGCCGCCCGUCGCCAAUACUCCGAACGAGUACUCGAGGGAGGAAGACGACGAGUCCUACGAAGACGUUGAGACGACUACGCACCAGCAGGCAGGGGGGCACGGUCACGGACCAGUUCAUGUGUACGAGAAAGAUGAGGAGAAGAUCAAGCAGAACACUGGAAAUUGGCAGUUUGUGGAGGACAAAAAGAAGAAGGGAGACUACGAAUACAUUCCGGACGAUCAGGAAUACGACGGAGAUGACUUCGAAGAUGACGACGACGAAGAUCUAGACAGAGCAGGAAGCCGAGUGAAGAGAAAUCCGAAGAAGAGAAAAGGAGGACCUCGUGGAGAACCGAGAAGCGAUAGGGCCAGAUUCUCGGAUCUUCGUGACGCGGUCAAGUUGUCGAAGGAGGCCGGAGGAGUCGUCGACUACAAGGGACCACUCUCGCGAGCGAGUGUCGACUGCAACUCCCUCCGAUGCACACACAUCGAGUGUGACAUUUAUGAUCUGAAGGAGGACGAAUUCGUUCUCGUCGAGAUCUUCUCCCGUCUCUACACAAACACUCUCGUGGACGAACAGAAUCCAGGAGGAGACAUUUCGUCUCUGGCUCUCGCGCGAGUCACCUCCACCAAGUACAAUCUGCCACACAAACCGACGCUCAUCACUGCCGUCUCCACGAAUAUGAAUGCGAUUGCUGCCGAGGAGGGACGCGAUCUUCCGUGGUGGCUGUAUCUCCUGGCAGUUCUCAUCGGACUCGCCAUCCUCAUUCUCCUCAUUCUCCUGCUCUGGAGGGUAACUGUUUUAUCCCUUCUUACCGUAUUUCAUUCCUUUCAUUUCAGUGUGGAUUCUUCAAACGGAACCGUCCGCCCACCGAGCACGCGGAGCUCCGUGCCGAUCGUCAGCCGGAUGCUCACUACGCGGACACCAAGAGUCGUUACGCCCCGCAAGACCAGUACAAUCAGGGCCGUCACGGUCAAAUGCUUUAG
Caenorhabditis sp. 36 PRJEB53466 is the source of this 4035-nucleotide messenger RNA. NCBI's taxonomy places the organism in Eukaryota, Metazoa, Nematoda, Chromadorea, Rhabditida, Rhabditidae. The record is from the annotation of a GenBank genome assembly.